AUGUCUGUAGCCUGUGCUGUAGCCUCCUUACCUCUGGUAACCCCAGCAAAUUUCGAGGGUCUAUGGAAUGGCCUAAACAAGCAAAAAGAUAAGCCAGUCAGGAAAUUUGUGCACUUUCAACCUUUGAAAGCAAGGAGGCAUCAUAAACUUGUGGUUUCUAGACCAGCGAGGCUUUCCACACAAUUAUCCUCCAAUCCCAAGAGAACCCUGUCUCCUGUUAUUGUGUGCUCUAUUGCUCUGAAUGCAAGGUGCUCAGCUUCCGGACAAACUCAAACUGUUCUCAAGCAGUCACCGACCAUUACCCAGGCCCCUGUACGAGAACCAACUAAGACGCCGGAGAUUGAUGAUGGAGGGCCUGGACUCCCACCGGGCGAUGACGGGGGAGGUGGCGGCGGAGGUGGUGGUGGAGGGAACUGGUCUGGCGGCUUCUUCCUGUUUGGCUUUCUUGCCUUCCUGGGAUUUCUGAAAGAUAAGGAGGGUGAAGAUGAGUAUGGGGAAGGUAGGAGAAGGUGA
Messenger RNA from Linum trigynum, 513 nucleotides. The record is from the annotation of a GenBank genome assembly. Lineage: Eukaryota; Viridiplantae; Streptophyta; Magnoliopsida; Malpighiales; Linaceae.